AAAAUGGUGUAACUGUAAUAGAUUUUGCGCCACAUUUGAAGGUUCAUUACAAAUGUCGACGUGGAAUUUGUUUAAUCUUUCGAAGUCGUUUGCAAUGACUGUGGAAAAGACCAUAUAUAACAUGUCCUAAUUUUUGCCCCAUGCAAUUUUUGAGAAGGUGUUAGAGACUGACCGUGACUGGCCUUUUAAGAUCCUGUCGUAGGAUGAAUGGCCAUAUCAUCCCAGACACGCCAAUUGUGGUGGAUCUCUGGAGGAGAGCUGACACUCCAUCCUCAAAACUUUACUUCCUAUCUCACAUGCACUCUGAUCAUACUCAGGGUCUCUCAGCCUCUUGGCGAUGGCCAAUUCAUUGCUCACCCCUCUCUGCCAAACUGCUGAUUGAUAAGUUCCAAAUCAGCGAGUGCCUUAUCAGGCCUCUGGAACUUAAUCAAAGUCAUAUUUUACCGCUGGAUUAUGUGGGGAGGGAGUCAAUGACAGUGACCCUGUUUGACGCUAAUCACUGCCCCGGCUCUGUCAUGUUUCUGUUUGAGGGCUACUUUGGCCGUGUCCUCUACACAGGCGACUUCCGUUACGAUUUGACGACCUUCCCUGAGUCCUGCCUGGGUCCCGGGCAGCCUGUGGAUAAGUUGUACCUGGACAACACCUUCAACCAUCCACGGUACAGGUUUCCAAGCCGGGCAGAGUGCACAGAGAAGAUCCUGGAGAUCCUUGCCAGGCAUCCAGAGCACGAGGUUGUCCUUGGAGUCUACACAUUGGGGAAAGAGGAGCUUCUUGUGGACAUUGCACUUGCCCUGAAAACCCGUGUGGUGGUUAGUCCAGCACGUCUGAGAGCGCUCCAAGUGCUGGAAUUACUCGAUGUCUUUACAACAGACAAGGACUGUGGACAUGUGAGACUGGUACCACGGAGAGCGAUCAGCAAGAAAAACAUGGCCAAGUGGAACAGGGAAGCCCCAACCAUUGCUAUCAUUCCAACCGGGCUGUUCUCAUCACUAGACGGACAACCAUUUAUCAGUCAGGAGGACGUCUUCAUCGUCCCAUACUCAGAUCACUCCUCCUAUCUUGAACUCAGGCAGUUUGUCGCAAGAGUCUGCCCACGUGUCAUCAUCCCCAUUGUCAAGGAUUCCUGCUUCAUGAGCAGUGAUCGCUGUGUUACAGACAUGCACAACUUUGACGAUCUCUUGGACAGGUCUCCUAGUGCACCCAUCACCAUCCCACCUUCAGUGCUGCAGUUCAUGUCCACUGAUCUCUCGAGAUCAGUCCAUCAUAGUGAGUCACAGAAGAACUUUCAAAUGAUCGUUGAAAUGAGGAAGACUCAAAAAUUGAUGAGAAACAAUCAUACAGCUCUCGGAGUGGUUUUCGAAGAUGACGAUAACCAAGAGCAACCACAGGCUGGCAGUGAAUCCAGUCACACUAAUGGACAAAAUACCAAUAGUUUUCAGCUCACCAAGAGAACUAACCCCACCAGAGAGCUCACGGAAACAAAGGCACCUCUGACAGAGGUGCCAUGUGAAAUGGAAACAAUGCAAAGUGAACCUUCCCCUCAGCAGUUCUCAGAAAAUCAAGGAAGUCACAUGUGUGAAGGGUUAGCCUCAAGGAAGAAAGAUUUUUUGCCUGGGAAGUCCAAAAGGAAAUUUGACGGAAGUCGUGCAUCUGGACGCUCAAAAAGUCCAAGUGCUGACUUCGCUUUGAUCAGAAGUAUGUCGAGCAAAAAACCAAGAACCCUACCUGAAUCAUUUGUAAUAACUCCAAAAGUGGUUGUAAAUGCAUUUCCUGGUGGAGAACGUAGACGACUUGCCAGUCCAAACUCAUCUACAAAAGAGAUUCAAGACUACUUCAAGCUGUUGAACACUGCUGCCCCUCAAAGUUGUACUAAACAAAUGAAUCUCAAACCAGAUGCAUGUAAUACAUGCGCAAGAGUGGCCUCCCCUCAAGCUGUCCCUCCAGUCUCAGACACCAAACCUGCAGGUGGUUUCAUCACCGCCAGUCGUGCACACCAGCCAGAGGACAAGGCUGUAAAUGUCACCGACAGUUCAUUUUCAGUUGGUGCUCCCAACCAAAGGAUAGUUGACCAGAGAGACAAGCGAAACAGUGAGACAGAUGAGGUGUACAGAGCAGCAGAGAUGCUACAAAUUGCAAGAACAGGCUCUGUUGAGGACAAGGGUGGAAGUCUGCCUCCCAAAAGUUCUCGCUCCACUGAUCCCAGUCGUUGCUCAGACCACAUACCUUUUGGAUAUAUUUGUGUCAAGCCACUGAAUCAACUGUCUAGAAGUCAAAAAGGUGACAGCCUCAGGAAAGCAUUUCAAGACGUCUUUUCCAAUCAGCACUGAAAUAUGGCAGCUCGGGAUUUGUUGGAGGCAUCACCAACAUGCAGCGUCAGCAACAGUCAGGUUCUUCAAAUUUUGAUGCAGGUAGAAUUGCCCCCAUUUCUUUAGAAAGUUGGUCAUGUGUCACUCUUGCAUACAUUUAUAGCACAUUGAUCAACAGCACAUGUAUAGUGAAUGAUCUUUAAGUGUCCUUGGGACAAAACAGAUUGUAUAAUACCUUUUUUACGGUUACAAUAAAGAUCAGAAUGGAAAAACAAAAUGGAAAACUGUUCAUGUACAGUGACGAAGGUGCACUGACAGGCACAC
Acanthaster planci (crown-of-thorns starfish) is the source of this 2630-nucleotide messenger RNA. RefSeq names its product DNA cross-link repair 1B (gene dclre1b). NCBI's taxonomy places the organism in Eukaryota, Metazoa, Echinodermata, Asteroidea, Valvatida, Acanthasteridae. The record is from RefSeq and is a predicted model, not a curated record.